Molecule: messenger RNA, 576 nt
Organism: Mya arenaria
Lineage: Eukaryota; Metazoa; Mollusca; Bivalvia; Myida; Myidae
Product: divergent protein kinase domain 2A-like
Exons: 4
Coding region: 1-576 (191 amino acids)
Source: RefSeq, a predicted model, not a curated record
AUGUCCAGCGUGCUUCGACAUUUCCUCAGUCCAGAGGCAACCAUGGCUUUAAAACUGAUUAAAAUUGCCGAGAAACUAAGCAAUAACCUGGAUGACUUCGCUUUGUAUGUGACAGACGUGACUAUGGAUUCGUUUGCUGUUAAUGAUAAGGGAGAGCUGCUCUUAAUUGAUCUCGAUUCAGUGCUUGUUGUGGACAAAUUGGCAGUGAAAGGAUCUGAACUGACGACUUGGAAUGGUAUGCAUGAGAGCCAGUUCAAUGAGUGCAGGAAUCAGACAUUCAGGGAGUGUAAUAAAGACACAGAGCCCCAGCUAUGCAGGCAUGCCAACUCGGACCAUAACUACUAUGUUAUAUGUAGACAGCUGCUAUCGCAAGAUGCUUAUGACGGUUCUGAGAAGAGGAGAAGUUUUGUUAAUGGUUUGUUGCAUGAUAUGCCAGAUACUGCCAGGAAUGAUUGGGAACUAGAUUAUUUACUGAGUGAAUCUGUCAUGCCAACACGACAACGAGGACGAAUGCAAGUCGUUCACAAGAUGAUUGAAGCGCUGUCAAACCUUCAGUCUGAACCAGUGAAGCAUUGA